Molecule: messenger RNA, 2182 nt
Organism: Populus trichocarpa (black cottonwood)
Lineage: Eukaryota; Viridiplantae; Streptophyta; Magnoliopsida; Malpighiales; Salicaceae
Product: DEAD-box ATP-dependent RNA helicase 17
Exons: 10
Coding region: 157-1941 (594 amino acids)
Biological process (GO): ribosome biogenesis
Cellular component (GO): nucleus
Molecular function (GO): RNA helicase activity; ATP binding; nucleic acid binding
Source: RefSeq, a predicted model, not a curated record
AAAAAAAAAAAACAAAAAGUUGUAUGCAAGACCUGUCGUCGGCGCUUAUGGAUGUUGGAUGAUAGGGUUUAAGAAUCAGGUGCAAAAACCCUAAAAUUAUUAGUUUGGGAAAAAAGAAGCAACCCUCCCUCUCAGCGUCUCUCUCCUUUCCCUCAUAUGGAUUCAAAAAAGAAGAAAGAAGACAAGGACAACCAAAAAUCAGAAAUAUUUGCAUCAUGCUCUUUCUCUGCUCUCGGCCUACACCCCUCUCUCUGUAAUCAACUCCAAGAAAGGUUGGGUUUUGAAGGUCCGACUUUAGUUCAAGCUCAAGCUAUUCCAGUCAUUCUCUCCGGCCGUCACGUACUUGUUAACGCGGCGACUGGUACUGGAAAAACUGUUGCGUAUUUAGCUCCGAUUAUUCACCAUUUGCAUAGUUACCCUUCGAGAAUCGACCGCGAGAAUGGAACUUUUGCGUUGGUUCUUGUACCAACGCGGGAGCUUUGUUUGCAGGUUUAUGAGAUUCUGCAAAAGUUGUUACAUCGGUUUCAUUGGAUUGUACCGGGCUAUGUAAUGGGUGGUGAAAACCGGUCGAAAGAGAAAGCUAGGUUGCGCAAAGGUAUAUCUAUUCUUGUUGCAACUCCUGGUCGCCUGUUGGAUCACUUAAAGAACACAGCAUCUUUUGUUCACACAAAUCUGCGCUGGAUUAUCUUCGAUGAAGCAGAUAGAAUUUUGGAAUUAGGAUUUGGCAAGGAAAUAGAGGAGAUACUGGAUCUUUUGGGAUCUAGGCAAAUUGGGUCUGUUGGAAAUGGAAAUCAAGUUUCAAGCCUUUCUAAUUUUCAGGGACAAAAUCUGCUACUAUCAGCUACCUUAAAUGAAAAGGUAAAUCAUCUUGCUAAAAUCAGUCUAGAAAAUCCAGUUAUGAUUGGUCUUGAUGACAAGAAGAUACAACCGGAUCAAUCAGUUGAUCAUAUUGAAACUGCGGAAUCUGAUGAAGAUGAUGGUUUAGGAUAUAGCAAAGUAAAAAACUCUUCAACUGGAGAUUAUAAGCUUCCAGCUCAGUUGGUUCAGAGAUAUGUGAAAGUGCCUUGUGGUUCACGGCUUGCGGUACUUUUAUCCAUUCUCAAGAAUCUGUUUGAGAGAGAAGCUUCGCAUAAGAUUGUGGUGUUCUUUUCAACAUGUGAUGCAGUUGAUUUUCACUAUUCCCUCCUAAGUGAAUUCUGCUGGUCACCCAACUCACAAUCAGAAGCAGAACAUACAGAGAGGUUCUUGAGAUGUAACACUCUUCGGUUGCAUGGGAAUAUGAAGCAGGAAGACCGAAGGAAUACAUUUCAAGCCUUCAAAACAGAGAAAUCAGCUCUUCUUUUGUCCACAGAUAUUGCUGCUAGAGGCUUGGAUUUUCCAAAAGUUAGAUGCAUUGUUCAGUACGAUUCUCCAGGAGAGGCAACUGAAUAUGUUCACAGGGUUGGUCGAACUGCUCGGUUAGGUGAAAAAGGAGACUCAUUGCUAUUUCUGCAACCAGUUGAAGUGGAUUAUCUACAUGACUUGGAGAAACAUGGUGUAUCACUGACAGAGUAUCCCAUCCUCAAAGUGUUGGGUAGUUUCCCAUUAUAUGGUCAGGUGUACCGUGCCAGAAAGUUUGUUUCUUUAGAUUUGCAUCCUUGGGUUCUAUAUUUGCAGAGGGCACUGGAGUCAUUUAUCUUGUCUGAGCCAAGGAUGAAUAAACUGGCUCAGACUGCAUUUUGCUCUUGGGUCCGUGCAUACACAGCCCAUCGUGGUGACCUGAAAAGAAUUUUUAUGGUGAAGAAACUUCAUUUGGGGCACGUUUCCAGAAGCUUUGGACUGAAGCAGCAGCCAUCAUUGGUUGGACAAUCAUUUCAAAAUCAAUCGAAGAAGAGGAAGAGAGAAGGGAAGCAAAAGGGACUAUCAAAGCAGAGAAAGUUUACUCGUAAAACACGAACCUAAAACAUGAAGAAGAUAAUUUUGAAACAUGGCAGAUUGAUGAGACUACAGACAGAUGCCGAGGCUAUAACACCGGACAUGUUGCUAAUUGUAGGCAUGCCCAUCAGAACUGAUUUGCUGCCUUUCAUGGUUAUUUUGAACUUGUAAUUUGCCACUGGGCAUGAAAUAUCUUAUGCAUAUAGGGCUAAUCAUGUUUUAUUGACUCAUAUUACAAUUCUAAUACACAAGAGUUAAUUGUUUCGAA